Choloepus didactylus (southern two-toed sloth) is the source of this 1935-nucleotide messenger RNA. RefSeq names its product WW domain binding protein 4 (gene WBP4). The transcript is spliced from 10 exons. Gene Ontology annotation, cellular component: nucleus; precatalytic spliceosome. Lineage: Eukaryota; Metazoa; Chordata; Mammalia; Pilosa; Megalonychidae. Gene Ontology annotation, molecular function: RNA binding; protein binding; zinc ion binding. Gene Ontology annotation, biological process: mRNA splicing, via spliceosome. The record is from RefSeq and is a predicted model, not a curated record. The coding region runs from base 876 to 1784 and encodes 302 amino acids.
UCUAAACAACGAAGUGUUGUUUCUCGGAGCAGCCCUUUCUCCCCCAGGUCUCUCCACCCCCACCCCCGCUCCCGCUCUUCGGCCGGGGGCGUGACGGACGCGCGUUUAACUCGCUCGGGGCCGGGCCCGGACCUGCAAGGCCGGUUCUCUGGGCGGGGUGGAAAUGCUACUCUGCCGAGCGCCCGGAGAGGCGCGCAGUUCGUACUCGGGGGUGGGAGCCGGCGGCCGCGCUACGACCGAGGGCUUUGCUCUCCCCUCGCAGUCGGGGGUUGCAGGCGCCCUUUUCGGUUCUGGAACGCUUGAACCCUAGAGUAUUGUGAAACUUUAUAGUCUUGGGUUACCUGCCAUCAGCUGCUGCCUCCCAGCCCACGAGAAGCGGCCUGCGCCUGGAGAGUGUCAUGAGGAUGUUAGGGAGGGCGGCCAGCGGCGACUAAGCGGUCUUUUAGCUUUUCCAACUCUCUGUUGCCCUGAGGCUCAAGAACACAUUGUAUCUACUGAUAAAAGUUUCUGAGGAACCACAGUCUCCCAUCAGAGUAAUCUUGUGUUUUGUUCUUUUGGAGGAAUUAAUUUGAUUUAAGGCAAACUUGGCGUUUCUUCGGGCCUUUAUUACAACAGCCUCCCAAAAAGCCAGGAAAGCACAGAUAAAUAUCCUUUUCUAAGGGCAGACUACUGGAAAUCACAACCAAAGAAAUUCUGUGAUUACUGCAAGUGCUGGAUAGCGGACAAUAGGCCUGUAUGAUAAUUCCAGUAGUGUUGAAUUUCAUGAAAGAGGAAAAAAUCAUAAGGAAAAUGUGGCAAAGAGAAUCAGUGAGAUUAAACAGAAAAGCCUGGAUAAGGCAAAGGAAGAAGAAAAGGCAUCAAAAGAGUUUGCUGCAAUGGAAGCAGCUGCCCUGAAAGCAUACCAAGAGGAUUUGAAAAGGCUUGGCUUAGAGUCAGAAGUUUCAGAACCUAGCAUUUCACCAGUGUCCAGCACCAUUCCACCCACCUCUUCAUCAAAUCAGCAGAAAGAAAAGAAGAAAAAGAAAAAAGACCCUUCAAAGGGCAGAUGGGUAGAAGGCAUAACUUCUGAGGGUUACCAUUACUAUUAUGAUCUUAUCACCGGAGCAUCUCAGUGGGAGAAACCCGAAGGAUUUCAAGGAAACCUAAAAAAGACAGCUGUGAAGUCUGUUUGGAUAGAAGGUUUAAGUGAAGAUGGUUAUACCUAUUAUUAUAAUAAAGAAACAGGAGAAUCCAAAUGGGAGAAACCUGAUGAUUUCAUUCCACACUUGGGCAAUCUGCUUUCUAGUAAAGUCAGUAAAAAGGCAGUUGGCACUGUAGCAGAGUCCAAAUCAACAGAUUCACAUAGGGAUUCUGAUGGAGAACAGGAAGCAGCAGGAGAGGCUCCUACUGAAACACAAAAGCCAAAAAUAAACUUUAAGAAAAAAAAUAAAAACAGUGAUGAAGGAACUGAACAAGAAUCACAGAAAGAAAAAAGUGUACCUUCAUCAGCUCCAAAUGAAGACAAAUCCAAAGCUUGUAAAAAGUCAAACCCUUAUGGAGAAUGGCAAGAAAUUAAACAAGAGAUUGAGUCACAUGAGGAGGUUGAUUUGGAACUCCCAAGCUCUGAAAAUGAAUACGUAUCAACUUCAGUAGGUGAUGUUGCUGGGCAACCAAAAGUGGUAUUUAAAGAAAAAACAGUCACUUCUCUUGGAGUUGUAGCAGAUGGAGUGGCCCCAGUCUUCAAAAAGAGAAGACUUGAGAAUGGAAAAUCUAGAAAUUUAAGGCAACGAGGUGAUGAUCAAUAAAAGAGCUUCUUGAAUAUGCUUUGUGGACAGAAUGGAGACUAGACAUCUUAAAGCUCCUCUGUGUUGGUUUCUGAGUACUUUGAUGCAAAAAAUUUAGAUUUAUUCUAAAUUGUAUUUUAUGUUGGUUAUAAUAAAUCUUUUUUCAUGUGAA